This is a messenger RNA of Solanum stenotomum, 636 nucleotides long. RefSeq names its product nuclear transcription factor Y subunit B-6-like. The transcript is spliced from 2 exons. Lineage: Eukaryota; Viridiplantae; Streptophyta; Magnoliopsida; Solanales; Solanaceae. Gene Ontology annotation, biological process: regulation of transcription by RNA polymerase II. The coding region runs from base 1 to 636 and encodes 211 amino acids. Gene Ontology annotation, cellular component: CCAAT-binding factor complex. The record is from RefSeq and is a predicted model, not a curated record. Gene Ontology annotation, molecular function: protein heterodimerization activity; RNA polymerase II cis-regulatory region sequence-specific DNA binding; DNA-binding transcription activator activity, RNA polymerase II-specific.
AUGACUAAUGAUAAUCGUGUUGGUUCAGGAAAUGGAGGAUUUCAUAGCUAUCGCAGAUUCCCACAACCAACCCCUGCCCGUUCCCCUUCCCCUGAUAUGGAGAGAAGCAUGGGAAUGCCUGCUCAUCUCAACCAGGCAAUUACUGAAUGCAUCACUCGGGAGCAAGACCGAUUCAUGCCAAUAGCAAACGUGGUCAGAAUCAUGCGCAGGAUCCUUCCUUCCCAUGCCAAAAUAUCCGAUGACUCCAAACAGACCAUACAAGAAUGUGUCUCUGAGUUCAUCAGCUUCAUAACAUUGGAAGCCAACGAUCGUUGCCAGAGUGAGCAGCGCAAGACCAUCACCCCUGAAGACAUUCUAUGGGCCAUGAGCAAGGUUGGUUUUGAUGACUACAUUGAACCCUUGACUUUGUACUUGCAUCAAUAUCGUGAGUUUGAUGGUGGUGAGAGUGAAUCCCUGAGAGGGGAGCCUUUGUUGUUGAAGAACCAAAUGGCGCAUCACCAUGGUUACUUUGUGUCUCCACCACCAAUGGGAAACAAUGAUAUGCAGGGGGAUGCAUCAAAUGGAAGCACUUCUCAGUGUGCAGUGGCUUCAGUGGAUAGUGCCGUUGAAUCUCCUGUGGAGGAGGGGAAGGAGUGA